Molecule: messenger RNA, 600 nt
Organism: Aspergillus fumigatus Af293
Lineage: Eukaryota; Fungi; Ascomycota; Eurotiomycetes; Eurotiales; Aspergillaceae
Product: mitochondrial 54S ribosomal protein mL59
Cellular component (GO): mitochondrial large ribosomal subunit
Molecular function (GO): structural constituent of ribosome
Source: RefSeq, a predicted model, not a curated record
AUGUCCGCCACAACAGCAGCCACCGACCUGGUGAGCAAGCUCCCUCUCCGCCUACGCAAUUUCUUCGCCCGCUAUCCUCCGCAAAUCUACUCCGCGGCCGUACGCCCUCCGAUCACUGAACCCGAAACUGCGGCCGAGGAAUCCCUUCCAUCGCCAUACACGCCCAACAGAGACGCAAAGGGCUUCAAAAAGCCCGACCCAAAAGCCUUCUCCCCGUCCAAAGCGCUCCUCUACUCCAACCCGGAACAUCCCAACCCUUUCCUCCCUCGCAAGAACUUCCGCAAUGGCAAGUGGAUCGGCCCGCCCAUCGGGCUGAGGAGACAGGCGGAGCUGGUCAAGUUGGCUAUCAAGUAUAAUGUGGAGGCUUUGCUGCCGCCUGGGCGCAAGUCGACCGAGUAUAAGGAGACAAGACGGGCGGAGCGCGGACUGGCGAUCAAGGGUACCGGUGUUGGACAGAAGGUCAAGGGUCACAAAUGGGAGCGGACGAUGGAAGCUCGUUUGGAGGACAGACGCAAGGCUAUGAUGGAGAUGCCGGAGAUGAUCCGGUUGUGGAAGCAGAGAGGUCAUGGUCGUGGCUGGAAGCAAUGGCCCAAGAGGUGA